GAUGCAAUAUCUUAAAAAUAGAGAGCAUGUGUUCUGUUGUACUCUAAUAUUUUAUUUUAUUUAUUUUAGAAAGAAAAGUUUUUUUUUUAAAAAAACGAACUCGAAGGAGUCUUUAAUUCGAGUCUCGCAGUAUAAAAGAGUUGAGCGUUGAGUAUGAGCGGGAUCCAUUAUUCUUGCUCAACAACAAUUAUUGAAUUACUCUCUUGAUAGAAGAUUCAGUCAGAUUUGGUCAAAUUUGGACUGGUUAUGCAUCAAGUUAAAGCAAGUCAAAACUGAACCCUCAAGAUGUUAGAGGCAUUUGGUUAUCUUUAGUAACUGAAGACUGAAAAAACAAGAAGGAGACUGUUGUUGCACUGUCUUAAUCAUCAGUGACUAUAAUCCAUUCUUCCUUCCUUCUUAUGGCUUCUAAACAAGAUUUUGUGGUUUUUGGGCAUAUUCCAUAUUUUUUCUUUAGAACAUACAGUGAAAUUUGAUCCUGAUUAGUCUUUAAUGUUCUGCUCCUCCUGUAGUAAUCAGUAGGUUGUUGUCUUGUAAGUAACAUGAAAGUUUGAUAUCUAAGCCAUGCUUAUAUGUGGCAGACAGAAUGAUUACUGCUGAUGAUUCAAAAAUUUUCCAUCUUCUUAUGGGUUAGAAUCAAAAUCUUAUGUAUUUUUUCAAAUACACGAUGGAUCCUUACUGAAAUUAGAUUUUCCUUUCUACUUUUUGUUAUUGGUAUUUACCUUAGAUAGUCUUGGUCUCUGUCUAGUGAUUGCUGAGUAAGAAAUAUGAGAUAUGGAAAUGCCAAGUUGUGACUGAUAACUAAUGUUCACGUAAUGACCGCCUAGUGGUCCAAUUGAAUACAUUAAAGUCUCUAUUAUAUUUUACUGUGAUAUUCACCCUCAUUGUGAUGUCUUAGGAAAAUAUGGUUUCAAAGAUAUUUCUGGCCAACUUGAAAAUGCAAUAUUCUCCUAGUCAUCAACAAGCUCCAUUUACAAUCUUAGCAUUUGUUGUUACCCGAAAAUUUCUGCUUCCAUGGUAUGAAAUCUUGUUUUGGAAGUUUCUGCAUCUGCCUACUUAACAAUUAUAAUGUUGGGAGGAGAAAAAUGGAACUUUUGAUUCCAGUUGUCCUAAAUUGAGUAUUUCAAAUAAAUAAUUCUAUAUUUAGAUUAGUGUUGUUGUUUGACAAUUAUUUAGAUUGCAGUGAUGGAUCGUGGAAAAAUACCAGACCUUGCUGCACGAAGUAAUAGGAUUUAUCUGGAUUUAGAGGACAUCAUCAAGGAGAAUGCGCUUCCCUUCCUUCCUGCCAAAUCAGCUGUCAAAUUCCAAGCUGUUUGUAGGGACUGGAGACUCCAGAUUUCGGCUCCACUUUUUGCCCACAAGCAGUCACUUUCUUGUAACAGUACAUCAGGCAUCUUUUCCCAGCUUAACAGGGGUUCUCCUUUCCUUAUACCCAUUGACGCAAACUCUUGUGGGGUGCCAGAUCCAUUUCUUAACUUCUUGCCUGAGCCCGUUGACAUCAAAUCCUCCUCCAAUGGACUGCUUUGUUGCCGAGGUCGUGAAGGGGACAAGGUCUACUACAUAUGUAAUCCUUUUACUAAGCAGUGGAAGGAACUACCAAAAUCAAAUGCUUAUCAUGGAUCAGAUCCAGCAAUUGUGCUCUUAUUUGAACCAUCAUUGCUCAACUUUGUAGCAGAGUACAAAAUUAUAUGUGCUUUUCCAUCGACAGAUUUUGACAAGGCAACUGAAUUUGAUAUAUAUUACUCAAGAGAGGGUUGUUGGAAAAUUGCUGAGGAGAUGUGCUUUGGAAGUAGAACAAUAUUUCCAAAAUCAGGGAUCCAUGUGAAUGGCGUUGUUUACUGGAUGACAAGUAAGAAUAUUCUUGCUUUUGAUCUAACAAAGGGUAGGACACAGCUCCUUGAAAGCUAUGGCACUCGUGGGUUCUUGGGGACUUUUAGUGGAAAGCUCUGUAAGGUUGAUGUCAGUGGUGAUAUAAUCAGCUUAAACGUUUUGGCUAAUACCCACUCAAAUACAAUGCAAAUAGGUAGCCAAAUCAAAAUGUGGUCAGAGAAAGAGAUUGUUGUUCUUGACAGUGAAAUUGUUGGGGAUGGUGCAGCAAGGAACCACACAGUUUUACAUGUUGACAGUGAUAUAAUGGUGGUUCUUUGUGGAAGAAGAACGUGCUCAUACGAUUUCAAGUCUCGUCUAACAAAAUUUCUGAGCAGUAAAGUUGGAAUUCUUGAUCGAUGCUUUCCAUAUGUAAACAGCCUAGUCUCCCUCUAAAUUCAAUCAGCUUAAUGAGGAAAACAAACAUCUCCUUUUCAGAUGGUUACUUGUACUGAAGAAAUUUGUAUAGUAUUCUUUGUGCUAUGAACAUCAGGCUUUUCGUUUUAUCUUAUAUGGAUCUCAUGUUGAACAUGUAACACAAAUUUUUAUUGUCAGAAUAUCUCAUGUUGAACCUA
Messenger RNA from Solanum lycopersicum (tomato), 2438 nucleotides. The record is from RefSeq and is a predicted model, not a curated record. NCBI's taxonomy places the organism in Eukaryota, Viridiplantae, Streptophyta, Magnoliopsida, Solanales, Solanaceae.